Messenger RNA from Aureobasidium musti, 714 nucleotides. The record is from the annotation of a GenBank genome assembly. NCBI's taxonomy places the organism in Eukaryota, Fungi, Ascomycota, Dothideomycetes, Dothideales, Saccotheciaceae.
AUGAUACCCUCAACGUCACUUCUCGCUCUUCCAUUCUUGCCUAUUUCGGUCUUGGCGUCCAAUGUACUCGACUCUCGCGCGACCUGCACCAACUUCAGCCUUGCAGGAAAACCAUACACUAUACCUGGACCCGCCACAUACAUCAUCAGCUCUGGCGUCGUCUGCAAAGACACUCAAAACUGCACAAUCCUAGCUGGCGGAUUUGUAAACGUACCUCGUCUGCUCAACAACACACAACCGGAUGAAAGCGUUGUCAACGACAUAUUCGCUCUAGUCUCCUCAUCCACAAACAUUGACUUUGAGGCAUCCACACCCGACAACAUCUCGCCCGUGACACAGACAUUUGCGCAUGGCACUGCUGGAUUUGUCAUUUUUACACCUAUCUACCGCUGUGUGGCCGGAACUCUCAGUGGUUGUGGUGCUGGAAACGAUACCUACACAGAUGGAACUGUUAUCCAAGCUUGCACGCCUGAUAACAGGAUCGACGAGAAUCAUAUCACUGGAACUGUCAAUAAAGUCACCACUGAUGAGGCUUCUGCGAAGGAUGUUACCUGCAACCCGGCUAAUGUCAGCAGUGCGGCUGAUGCACCUAACAAGGAGUGUAUGAAGACGUUGGGAGUAGUCACCACGAGUGGUGCUGAUUUUUCGGCGAUGAUUAGUACUACAGCAGUUGGUGUUGCUAUGCUGAGUGUUGUUGGUGUUCUGCUGGUCUGA